AGAAGGAAAGAGAGGAAUGGAUGAUAAUUUCGUAAAAAACUGAGAUCUCCUUAAUCGAGAGGGCUUAGCUGGAAAUCCUAAAACCCGUCUAAAACCCUAACUUCCAAACCUCCAAAUACAAUUAUUUCCUCUAACUAUAGCAAAUUGGGGUACCAAAAACAACAAAUUGAAGAAUGGACGCAAUAGCAGCAGCUGAAGAGAGGAUAGUUUCAGAAAGAUUAAGGCAAAAACUCAACGACGUCAACACAGCUGCCCAAACCCAACUCGCUGGCAUUCAAGACCAUGUUAAUUUCACCCUUCAGCAAGCUUACUACAAAUGUGCUUACGAAUGCUUUGAUAGGAGAAAGAGGCAAGAGGAAAUAGGGCACUGUGUGGAGCAUUGUAGUGUUCAUGUGCACAAUGCUCAGAAUCUUGUUCAGAAUGAAAUGGCCAAGUUUCAGGAAAGAAUGAACAGGUCUCUAAUGGUCUGCCAAGACAAGUAUGAGACAGCCAAACUUCAGAAGAACAGAAGUGAUGCAACAAAGGAUUUGGAAUCAUGUGUUGACCAGUCGGUUCAUGAUAGCAUCAACACAUUGCCACAUCUGGUUGCAAGAUUAAAAGGUUCUCUUGGCAUCAACAAUUAAAAUAUUGUGGCAUCACCAUGCAGUUGAAGAUAUUGUUGGGGUGGGGGGUUGAAUUCUGAAUUAUUAGUUUUCAGAAAUGGUAUUCUGAGAUGAAAAACUAUCAAUAUUAUUCAAUUUUGCAGACUAUAACAUGGAGUGUUUCUCCAUUUGAUUCUAUGACUUGAAAAAUGACUUGCCAAAA
Nicotiana tabacum (common tobacco) is the source of this 804-nucleotide messenger RNA. RefSeq lists its product as uncharacterized. Gene Ontology annotation, cellular component: cytoplasm. NCBI's taxonomy places the organism in Eukaryota, Viridiplantae, Streptophyta, Magnoliopsida, Solanales, Solanaceae. The record is from RefSeq and is a predicted model, not a curated record.